Messenger RNA from Chroicocephalus ridibundus (black-headed gull), 7214 nucleotides. It is a transcript of the gene WSCD2, whose product is annotated as WSC domain containing 2. Bases 1414 to 3105 code for a protein of 563 amino acids. NCBI's taxonomy places the organism in Eukaryota, Metazoa, Chordata, Aves, Charadriiformes, Laridae. The record is from RefSeq and is a predicted model, not a curated record. The transcript is spliced from 9 exons.
AAAACUCUGCAUUUCCAGACCCCAGCCGAGGCUUGUUGGGGAGAAGCUGUGCUGUGCACCCAAGGGUGCUCGGCAGGGUGCAGGACCAUGCUGUCCCCCAUGGGACCGAGGUGAGUGCCUGUGUCACAGCCCUCCGGCGGGACAGGGGCCCCCCGGGCACCUCGCCCUGUUGUGGUCAUUAGACUCCAUCCCAUCCCUCCGUCUUUUAAAGCCCUAUUCUUUCCCUGUCCCUCUGAUAAGAAAUGCUAAUGAGGGGAUGAAAUUGGAUAGUUCGGUCGCCUUCUCCUCCUAAUGGAACUCUUGUGUUCGUUAAUUUGCUGUUUUUAAUGGGCUGAUUGUUCUCCUGUGCUGGGGGAGCCACGUGAGCCCUUCAGUGUGUUUCGCCGUGGUCAGAUGUGAGGUGGUGCUUGAAGGCAGCUGAACCUUGGCGCUCAAUAAUUGCAGAGCAAUUUGGAGACAAGACCCAAAUGUAUAAUUUAUCGGCGCUUCAUUCAUCCCGGUCCCGAGCGGUGGCGGAGGUGCCUGCGCCGCUCGGCGGAGCCCGCCCGGGACCCGUGUCCACCUCCCCACGCACUGGCUCUGCGCGGGGUGCGUGUCGGGGGAGGGGGGAGAGAAACCUUGCAAAUUAAUGAGGAUUUCCUUGGCCCCGGAGCAAGUAAUUGCAGAGCCCCAGACCUGCCGAGCUCUCCUGCUUUCUGCCGGCCUCGGUACUGCUGCCACCGCAGAGGGAGGUGGGCCAGGCGCGGAGCGAUGCUCAGACGGACAUCCCGCUGCCGGGAUGAGGAUUUCGGUUCUUGGCAGGAGCGUGGUGAGGUGGAGAUUUCUUGCCCGGGGAGUGAGAUGAAUGGGGCUCCCUUAGACAAAGGGUCCCGGUCAGCAUUUCAGGCCCUGAGAGGCGUCCAGGGGCUUUUCAUUCUUUGUCUGAAAGGGCGACGGUGCCGUUUCCAUUAGAGAGAUGCUUGCGAGAGCCGGUGCUGCCGAGCGAAAAGGCGAGCGAGAAGAGCUGCGUCAGCUGAUCGGCUUUCAAAUCACCUUCAAACCCUCGAUUUCCUUAACAUGAUCCCUCCAUCAGCCGAGUCUCCGGGGCACGGCCGGGGGGCUUUGCUGGGAGGAGAAUAAACCGGUGACCGCGGUGACAGCCAGCGCUGGAGAAACCCCUCUGUGCACAGCUCGGGGGGGACUCAAAAUCCACCCGCGCUGCCUUCCCCAGCCCUCCUGGACUUCUUAGGGUCGGACAAUUUCACGGCUUCACCCUGCAGUUCCUGCUGAGCUUUGGGGGCACCCGUCUGCUCCCCCAGGACACUCCAGGAGCCACCUCCAGUCUUGGGGGGGAAACCCCCCUUCGGGAGCAUCCCUGGGGCCGGAGAGCAGCUCCCCCGCGGCGCCGGCUGCCGGGGAAGGGAUGAAGACGCUAUGGCCAAAUUAUUGGUAAAACUCCAGCGGUAUUUUCGGCGAAAACCCGUGCGUUUCUUCACGCUGCUGGCUCUCUACCUGGCGGCCGGCAGCUUGGUGUUCCUGCACUCGGGCUUUGCCGGGGAGCCCACGGUGACGGGGACCCAGCGUGGCCCCGGGGCUGCCGAGGGACCAGGGCUGCCCUACCUGGGGGUGAUGCAGCUGAGCCGCGGCUUCAAGGCAGCAGCGACGAUGCCAGACGGGGGACGGCGGCACGGACCCUGGUUCAAAAGCACGUCCAAGGAACCGGCAGAGAGGGCUAAAGCCGGAGACUACGGCAGCACCCGGAGCCGGGCGCUCAGGGCCAGGAGCGGCCGCGAGAAGGAGGAGGACAGAGCAAGAUACAUCGGCUGCUACGUGGACAACACUCGCCGGCGAACGCUGCGUGGCGUGUCCUUCUUUGACUACAAGAAGAUGACAGUCUUCCGUUGCCAGGACAACUGUGCCGAACGGGGCUACCUCUACGCAGGGCUGGAGUUCGGUGCCGAGUGCUACUGCGGGCACAAGAUCCAGGCGUCGAAUGCCAGCGAGUCCGAGUGCAACAUGGCGUGCAAGGGGGAGAGGAGCAAUACCUGUGGCGGCAUCAACCGCCUCUCCAUCUACCGCCUGGAGCUGGCCCAGGAGUCCGCCAGAAGGUACGGCAGCGCGAUAUUUCGGGGGUGCUUCCGCCGGCCGGACAACGUCUCCAUCGCCCUGCCCGUCAGCCAGCUCAUGCUGAACAUGUCGGUGGACAAGUGCGUGGACUUCUGCACCGAGAAGGAGUACCCGCUGUCGGCCCUGGCUGGGACCGCCUGCCGCUGCGGCUUCCCCACCACGCUCUUUACCCUGCACGAGCGCGAGGAUGAGCAGCUCUGCGCCCAGAAAUGCGCCGGUGAGGAGUUCGAGAGCUGCGGCACCGCCGAAUACCUCCUCGUCUACCAGACCCAAGUGCAAGACAACCGCUGCAUGGACAGGAGGUUUCUCCCCACCCGUGCCAAGCAGCUGGUGGCCCUGGCCAGCUUCCCCGGCGCUGGCAACACCUGGGCACGCCACCUGAUUGAGUUGGCCACCGGCUUCUACACCGGCAGCUACUACUUCGACGGGUCUCUCUACAACAAAGGGUUCAAGGGCGAGCGGGACCACUGGCGAAGUGGGAGGACGAUUUGCAUCAAAACCCACGAGAGCGGCCAGAAGGAGAUCGAAUCCUUCGAUUCGGCCAUCCUGCUCAUCCGAAACCCCUACAAGGCCCUGAUGGCGGAGUUCAACCGCAAAUACGGGGGGCACAUCGGCUUCGCGGCUCACGCCCACUGGAAGGGCAAAGAGUGGCCGGAGUUCGUGGCCAACUACGCGCCGUGGUGGGCGACCCACACCCUCGACUGGCUGCGCUACGGCAAGAAGGUGCUGGUGGUGCACUUCGAGGACCUGAAGCGGGACCUCUUCGUCCAGCUGCAGCGGAUGGUGGGGCUGCUGGGCAUCGCCGCCUGCGAGGACCGGCUGCUCUGCGUCGAGGGACAGAAGGACGGCAACUUCAAGCGAUCCGGCUUGAGAAAAUUAGAGUACGACCCUUACACCCCCGAGAUGAGGAAGAUGAUCAGCGGCUACAUCAAAACGGUGGACACGGCUCUGAAACUCCGAAAUCUGUCGGGGGUCCCGGAUGACUACUACCCGAGAUGAUGGUGACGAUGGCGGGGGGGACUUGACCCUGGGUGGUCUCCCCGGCCUCUGCCUACUUCCACCCAGUGGGUGGCUUUUCUUUUAAUUCUCCAUCUGCUGCUAUUAGCUGUUAAUCAACUCCCUGCAUGAGCAACGAAUGGUCCCCAGCCAUCGCUGAGCUUGCUUGGCCGAUGCCGAUGUGGACCCAGGCGUCACCGCCAAGGGGAUGCGGGUGCCUUCCCUGCGCAGGGUCCCUGCUCCAUCCCGCUCCUGUUUUCGGCUCCCGCAGCCCUCCCGUGGCACCGCAGUGGGCUAUUUGUGCCUGUCCCUCCGGCCUGGCUGGGGGGGACGCUGCUUUGCUCGUGCCGUGCCUGAUGCACCCCCCUGGUGCCGGCAACGCUGCCACGGUGCUGCAGGAGCUGAGCUCCCCUGGGGGGGGGUAUUCCCAAAGUCCCCUGGCUCCUUGGCCAGCCCUGGAAUGUCCCUGGAUGGAGCCCAUCAGCCGGAGAGACCAGGGAGGGUUGGCGCCGUGUGGGGGAUGCUCCUCUGGAUCCCUGUGGAAAUCGGGAAGGCUGUGCUGGGGAGAGUGAUGCUGUGUCCCCCCCUUGGCUCCACGGGGACCCUCCCUGAGCCUGGAGCCGGGGGGGGGGGGCGUCUCUGUCCCCCUUGGCUCCAUGGGGACGCUGCCUGAGCCUGGAGACAGGGGGGGUCCCUGGGGUGAGGGUGGUGUCCCCAGCCACAGCAAUGUCACUUCUCCAGCCCCGGUGCCCGGGGGGGGACCUGUGAGCCCCACCUGGGGGCUGCGGGUGGUGGGACCCACCCCCACGCGUGUGAAUGAUGCCCGAGAGGGGGACAUUGUCCCCGGACAGAGGAGCUUACAGGACCCACGAGCUCGUCCGUGCCUCAUUCCAAAAGCUCACGAGCCAGAACAGCCCCCCCAGAAGCAGUUUUGGGGGCUGCGAGCGGGGUCCGUGGGGACCAAAUCUCGGGGCUGGGCUUUUAGGUGUGUGUGCCCCCCCCCGACACACCGGCUGAAUAUAGUCCCGCAAUGGGUCGUCCCCUCGCCGGGGCUCGCACCCUCUCCCGCUGCCUGCCCACGGGCAAGCUGAAACCAAAGGAUCUCGGUGCGCGUUGGGAAGAUGCCGUUCGCCAGGCUGGCUUUGUGCUGAGCUGCAUGCCGUCCCCAGCCGUCCCCCUCCCCGCGCCACCCUCCCAGCCCGGCCCCGGCCCGGCUUUGCCGCAAAAGAGCUUCCCCCCACCCACCCCCAACUUCUCCUUCCAACCUGCAAGUCCCCUUUGGAUGUAGGUGCAAAAGCCAUAUAUAUUGUACGCAGCCUUUUCUAGAGUUAGGUAUUCGACGGUUGGCUUUUAACUCUUGAUAGACGUACACGCACAGGUCGAAAUCUAGAGACACCGCUCAGUCUAUAUUCAAAGAGAGAGAAGAAAACUCCCCAGUGGAAAAAGGAGAAUUUAAAUAAAAUAUAUUUUUCUAACGUGCGUGCGGAGCGGACACGGGGCAGCGCUGCUAGGGCUGGGGGGGGGAGGGGGGGGCUCCUGGUCCCUGUUUCUUUGCACGGAGGUGGGUGAAUGUGUUUAUAAGGAGCAGCUGCCCCGUUUUUAACUCUUCCCUUGACAAAUGGCUGGAGGUUUUCUAGGAGAGGGGGGUGAGCCCCGUUCCCGGUGGGAAUCGAGCUGACCCCAUGCUCGCAGCGGCCCGGGGGCUGCCUACCUCGGUCAGAACAAAUCCUCAGGUCAAUCCAGCUAUUAAAGGAGAGGUUUUUUUGUUGCUGUUCUGCCUCCCCGUGUGUUUGUGGGGCCGCCUGAGCAUCCCGGUACCCACCCCCUCCCCGAUCCCAGACCGGGGGCUGGAUGUCCCCAGGACGCUGGAACAACCGGCGGGUGGCUCCUCUACCCCCGGCUUUAACCACAUGAAUGCCAUUCCCGUUUUUAAACCACUGACAACACAACCAAAGUGGCUCCUUCUUGGGAGUUUUAUUACUUUUAUAGUAUCCUUAAAGACAGGUUUAUUCCCGUCCGUGGUAGGAGUGGGGAGAUUUACAGCGGGCUUUAUUCCCGUUGCCUCCCGUCCUUCUUCGGCUUUGGAGCAAGAGCGGGCUCGGUGCAAUUUAUUCCUUUUCUCUUGGCCGAUCGCCGCCUUAUCUGGAGUUGGUGAAAUCCCUUUUUUUUUUUUAGUAGCGUUGGGUUUGCAGCGAUGGAGACGCAGGCCGGGCGGGAUUUGUUCUGACAGGCACCGUCUGCGGAAGAGGCAGCGUUCCCUUCCGCCCCUCGGAAGUAAUUAAACCCCAAAAGCCAAUUAAUCUCCGAGAUAAAACAAUUAAGGGAUGACAUCGCGUGCAGGCAGCGUGCUCGGGGGCCUGGGCUGCAGCUUGUAAGGCGGCAGGGGAGGCGCGGGGAGCGGGGAUGGGGGCUGCCCCCAGCACAGGGACCCCCAUCCGCACAGCCCAGGGGACAUCGGGGGCCAUCGCUGUCUCCACCAAACCCCUUCAAAAGCACGGAGGGAACUCCCUGAGCACCAGCAGUAUCAGCUUACCUCUAUUUUUCACCCCCCCGCUGUGGCUUUAAGGAUCACUGAAGUUUAAUGCCUUUAUUUCACUGCAAUUGUUUGUUGGGGGUUUUUUUUGUUGGUUGGUUGUUUUUUUGGUUUUUUGGGUUUUUUUGUUUUUUAGUCAUUACCUCCCCGUAAGUAAGUGUGUGCAGCGCAUGUGGCUGCCCACACGCACCCCCGGCUUACGAAGGUCCGUGCCUUCGCCUCCAUCCCGGCUAACGCAGGAGCAGUGAUGGCCCUUCUGCUCUCCCCACGAGCAGAAGCCAAAGGUUUAUGGUUUAUUUUAUUUUUAUUUAUUAAAUGCCGGGCUAUUUAUUUUUUUUUACCACAUGGGGCUGGCGUGUAAUAAUAAAAGUUAUAUUCCCCCCGGAAAGAGACGCCAGCCAUCCUUUCUGCAUCGUUUUCAUGUGCAAAGCUCUUGACAUGUAAUAGCCGCCCUGCUGGGCUUCCUCCAUCGCGCCAUUGUAGCCCGGCUCGUUGGCGAGCACCUGAAUGUGCAGGCAGGGGAGGCAACCCUCAGCGUUUCCACGAUGAUUUUUUUAAAAGCAGCGAAUCUUUCCGCUUGAUUCAGCCUUGGUGAGCCCAGAGCAUCCCCGGGCAGGACCAGCCGGCUGGCAUGGCCUGGGGGCCACUGGGGGGGGGGGGUGUUACCUUGACCACCUACCCCCCCAGUUUCCUGCUUUUAAAAAAAAAAAAAAAAUCAUCUUUUUUUCCCUGCAAUCUCUCAUCCCUGGGAGCGUUUUCCUGCCUCCCCGGUCCUGCGCUGGUGGAGGCUGCAGCAUCCUCCCUCCCGGGCUGGAUGGGUUCCUCAGCCGUUGCCUUAGCAACGACGUCUGCACCAAAACUCCCUGCAUUUCCCCCAAUUCUGUGUGGGUUUUGCACUCGGCAGGCCGGUCCCUGCGAUGGAGGAGAUGAUGCUGGAGGAGACGAUGCCGGAGAGCAGCUCAGGCCCGGGCUCCCUUCCCUGGCCAAGGCAGCGAAUGCCCCUCUGGGGCGAAUUCAGAGGAUUCUGGGCUGAUGCAAAUGAUGUUGUGGGGGCUCGGAGCAGGUCGGAGGGAAGGGGCUCCCCUUCCUCACAAAUUAAAUCCCAUACGAAGUUCAUACUGCUGUUUAAAUAAGGGAAAUAACCCGCCCCAACAGCAUAAUGCAGAAGCCGCAACAGCACUUUCACAAAAGCUCUAUAAUGUGGGGGAGAUGCGAGUUAUAAAUCUGAGCAGCAGUAAUAUUCAUCCCCUACAAAAGAAGCAUGUUUAUUUAUCGGUUUUACUAUUUUCCGUAAAAUUUACUGUUGACAAUCUGCCUGAAUGCAGCAGAGAUAAUUUAAACAUGGCUCCAACCCGCCUGGCAUCAAGGAAAGAGAAAGGGGAACAUGUUUAAUCUUUUUUUUUUUCCUUUUUUUCUUAAUUCCAAUUGUAAAUAAAGGGCGUGAUUUAUCGGAGAAGGAAAGCACAGCUUUAUUUCAGGGCCGUGACAGCUAAUUGAGAAAGAACAGUCAUUAAGGAGGGUUAUGUGUUCCACAGAAAUGAUUUUGGAAUAUUCCGGAGUAAUUUCCCAGCCGCGCGUG